CUCUUCAUCUGCACUAACAGGUUGACCGUUGAACCUUAUCGUUGUUUACAAUGGCAUUGUCACAAACUCGUUCUCCAUUUCUCAACUUCGUUAACCCAUUUCCAAUGGCAACACUUUCUUCCUUCACCAUCUCCUCCAAAACCCUAACCCUAACCCUACCUAACCACCCCAAAACCUCAUCUCUCAAUUUCAACGACCUCUCCAUCCGUACCAAAAUCCGUACCCGGAACCCUAUCCAGAUUCGCGCGGCGGUCAAUGAAGAUUUUCUCUCCAACAAAGGCGGAAGCAAAGAGCAGAAGGAAACGAUUAUGCUUCCCGGUUGUGACUACAACCAUUGGCUCAUUGUAAUGGAGUUUCCUAAAGACCCUAAACCCUCUCGGGAACAGAUGAUUGAUACUUACCUUCAAACUCUUUCUACUGUCUUGGGAAGCAUGGAAGAAGCAAAGAAGAACUUGUAUGCCUUUAGCACCACAACUUACACUGGAUUUCAAUGCACUGUUGAUGAAGAAACCUCCGAGAAAUUCAAGGGUUUGCCUGGCGUUCUCUGGGUCCUGCCAGACUCAUACAUAGAUGUUAGAAAUAAAGACUAUGGAGGUGACAAGUACAUAAACGGGGAAAUCAUUCCUUGUAAGUACCCUACUUAUCAACCAAAACGUAGUGGUGGAUCAAAGAGUGAUGGUGGUAGAAGGUAUGAAAGACGGAGGGAUGGUCCUCCUCCUGCUGGGCGUCAAAAGCCAAGACAGGAGGCAGCUGCUUCAGAUUCAUCCUCUACUUGAGCCUUCAGGUGGUUUUCAAUUUUGUUGAGAGUAAUUCCAAAACAAAGAGGAUUGCUACUCCUUAUCAAGGCAUUAUCAUGCUCAUAUAACAACUAGAAGCUUAAACCUAUGUUCGAUUCUCAUCAGAUGCAGUGUUACAUAUAGUUUACAGCACGAUCAAGUGGUCAUUUCAGAAAUUAUCUUCAUGAAUGUGUGCUUUUGAACUGUGUCUAUGAGAUGUAAGACUUGUGUUAGGGUAGUUUGUUUGUAUAAUUUGGAUUACUUAUCACUCAAACAGUUUGUGCUUUUGUGAUAAGUAUUUCAUUGGAUUGUGACAUUUUGAACACAUAAUGACGGAUAGGUACGCAACAGUUAUCCGA
Vicia villosa (hairy vetch) is the source of this 1135-nucleotide messenger RNA. RefSeq names its product multiple organellar RNA editing factor 9, chloroplastic-like. Gene Ontology annotation, biological process: chloroplast RNA modification; cytidine to uridine editing. NCBI's taxonomy places the organism in Eukaryota, Viridiplantae, Streptophyta, Magnoliopsida, Fabales, Fabaceae. The transcript is spliced from 5 exons. Gene Ontology annotation, cellular component: chloroplast. The record is from RefSeq and is a predicted model, not a curated record. The coding region runs from base 51 to 776 and encodes 241 amino acids.